Cuscuta campestris is the source of this 1317-nucleotide messenger RNA. The record is from the annotation of a GenBank genome assembly. NCBI's taxonomy places the organism in Eukaryota, Viridiplantae, Streptophyta, Magnoliopsida, Solanales, Convolvulaceae.
GCGAAUGUUUUGCUUAAAGGAUGAGUAUUCGGUGGGAAGACCACGAAUAACAGCAUUCACCACAUCACGUUCAGGGAUCUCUUCUUUCAAGGCAUCGAGAUCCGAGAGAAUAGUUGCCACAUCAUCAAGGUAUUGUGUCAUAGUUUUGGUACCUUUACGAAGAGUGUGGAGUUUGUCCCGAAGCUGAUAAACAUGAGCGGUGGACACGGAGUUGUACCGUGCGGCCAAAGCAUCCCAGAGGGCAGCAGAUGUGGUGAAGCCGCGAGCAUGUUUGUGAACGGAGGGGCUGAUGACCGCUAGGAGGCAGGCGCGGAUCUGUGUGUCAAUGAUGGUCCAGGAGGGACCUAAAGUGCAAGCAUUGAGGACAAACAUGACAUGUGAUCAGCAGAUGUUUCCAGCUUAUUGGCUUUUGUCAAUGGUGGGGAGACAAACCCUGGAACCAGAACAUAGAGGGAGGCCGCAACACGACAGCACACCAAAGGAGCCCUCUUCUUACAUCAAACCCAGUUUGCUAUUGAAAUCCUUGAAUGUGCGAGAAUGCUCUCUUUCAAGCCCAUCUCUACGCCUAUUGACACAAAAGGCAAGCUACCUGCCAAUUCUGGGCGCCCUAGUUGACGACCCCUCUCUCUACCGAUCCACUGCCGGAGCUCUAGAGUAUCUCACAUUCACCCGCCCUAAUCUCACAUAUGCUUUCCAGCAGCUCUUCAUCCAUCUCCAUUGCCCGAGGACCACACACCUUACUGCCUUAAAACGCGUCCUUCACUUCCUCCAUGGCACAGUAACUCACGAAAUCACCCUCUCCCGGUCGACCACUGACUCACUUCAGGACUGUUCUGAUGUGGAUUGGGCAGGCGACUACAAACCUCCUCCCAUUGCCGACCGCCGCUUGGAAGUUGGAACUCACGACGACGACGAGAACCCCCAAGGCCCCAAUUACUCGAACAACCAGUUCGACACAUCCCACUCCUGCACCAGAUCUCCAGAGUCCAGACCUAAAAUUGGAAGUUGAGACUGGCCAUCCGCUCGCCUAAGGCGACUACAAACCUCCUCCCAUUGCCGACCGCCGCUUGGAAGUUGGAACUCACGACGGCGACGAGAACCCCCAAGGCCCCAAUUACUCGAACAACCAGGUUUUUUCUCUUAAAUCUAAUUAUCUAAAUUGGAUAUUUUUAUUUUAUUUGUAAAUUGUGAUAAUUUUAAUUAAUUUUUAUAAAUUUGUUAUUCUAAAUAACAAAAUAGAGAAUUGAAUUCGUUUAUUUAUUUUGUAAGAUUUUGAUUUGUGAUUUGUGAAUAUGUUAAUAUAAUUAGGUUAUGUAC